Messenger RNA from Carassius auratus (goldfish), 3924 nucleotides. RefSeq names its product paired box protein Pax-7. The transcript has 9 exons. NCBI's taxonomy places the organism in Eukaryota, Metazoa, Chordata, Actinopteri, Cypriniformes, Cyprinidae. Gene Ontology annotation, biological process: regulation of transcription by RNA polymerase II; anatomical structure development. The coding region runs from base 633 to 1970 and encodes 445 amino acids. Gene Ontology annotation, molecular function: DNA-binding transcription factor activity, RNA polymerase II-specific; RNA polymerase II cis-regulatory region sequence-specific DNA binding. The record is from RefSeq and is a predicted model, not a curated record.
CCUAUCGGCGCGCGCAACACCCCUCCGACACCGCGCGCUGAAGUUAUCCACUUCAGCAACUCCCAACCCCGACUUUGUCAUCCAAAACUAUCAGACCUUUUAAGAAAACACUGCAAAGAAUUAAGUAACCUUUGUUGACUCGAAAGCGUUUGGAGUACCCCUCCCUGGCGCGCGCUGCUGCUUGUUCUUGCGGUAGUUAUUUUGCUCAUGACCCCCUCCGCUCCAAACGACUCUGUUUAUCUCUGUUUGAUUUUUGGAGGUUUCACAUCACCGCCAUAGUGUGGCUGGAUAACUUUUUUAUUUUUUUUAUUUCCCCCUUUGGAAACAGGACUUAAGUGAAUUUUAUUAAUUAAGGAAACAUUCAUCAACAAGUCUGGACUUCCUUCCGCAGUUUAAACAUACUGUGCCUCGUCAUUUAUUAAAAGUAGAAUGUCAUCUUUACCGGGAACAGUACCGAGGAUGAUGCGACCGGCUCCAGGACAGAACUAUCCCCGCACUGGAUUCCCCUUGGAAGGUUGGUUGGACAGUUGUUAGUUUCAACUCCUCUGGGUCAAGGGCGAGUGAAUCAGCUUGGCGGAGUGUUCAUCAAUGGCAGGCCUUUGCCAAAUCAUAUACGCCACAAAAUAGUUGAAAUGGCUCACCACGGCAUCCGUCCCUGCGUGAUCUCCAGACAACUUCGCGUUUCCCACGGCUGUGUGUCCAAAAUCCUCUGCCGUUAUCAAGAAACUGGCACGAUCCGUCCUGGAGCAAUAGGAGGAAGUAAACCCAGACAGGUGGCAACACCUGACGUGGAAAAACGAAUCGAAGAAUACAAGCGCGAUAAUCCCGGCAUGUUCAGCUGGGAGAUUCGGGAUAAACUGCUGAAGGACGGUGUGUGUGACAGAAGUACAGUUCCCUCAGGUGAGCCCUCAUCUGUGAGUUCUAUCAGCCGGGUUCUACGUGCGCGGUUUGGCAAAAAAGACGAUGACGACGAUUGUGACAAAAAGGAUGACAUUGGGGAGAAAAAAACUAAGCACAGCAUUGACGGCAUACUGGGAGACAAAGGUCGAAUAGAUGAUGGCUCGGAUGUAGAGUCUGAACCAGACCUACCCUUGAAGAGGAAGCAGAGGCGCAGUCGGACCACCUUCACAGCUGAGCAGCUGGAGGAGCUGGAGAAGGCCUUUGAAAGGACACACUACCCAGACAUCUACACCAGAGAGGAACUAGCUCAGAGAACCAAGCUCACAGAGGCCAGAGUACAGGUUUGGUUCAGCAACCGUCGAGCGAGGUGGCGUAAACAAGCUGGAGCUAAUCAACUGGCGGCAUUUAACCACCUGUUACCUGGAGGGUUUCCACCCACAGGCAUGCCCACUUUACCAUCCUACCAGCUUCCUGAGUCCGCUUAUGCUCAAACAACACUAACACAAGAUGUCAGUGGCACGGUGCAUCGGCCCCAGCCCUUGCCCCCCUCCACCAUGCAUCAGGGUGGGCUCUCGAGCGACAGCAGCUCCACCUACGGCCUCUCGUCCAACCGCCACAGUUUCUCCAGCUACACCGACACCUUCAUGAGCCAAUCAGCGAGCAGUAAUCACAUGAAUCCCGUCAGCAAUGGACUAUCUCCACAGGUGAUGAGCAUCCUCAGCAACCCUAGCGCCAUGGCCUCUCAGCCCCAGCAUGAGUUCUCCAUCUCCCCCCUGCACAGCGGCCUGGAGGCCUCCAACCCCAUCUCAACCAGCUGCAGCCAUCGCUCUGAGCCCAUCAAGACCGCUGACAGCCUGCCCUCCUCCCAGUCCUACUGCCCCCCUACGUACAGCACCACCAGCUACAGCAUGGACCCUGUCACUGCGGGUUACCAGUACAGUCAGUACGGCCAGACUGCGGUGGAUUACCUGGCUAAGAAUGUGAGCUUGUCCACGCAGAGAAGGAUGAAGCUCGGAGAGCACUCGGCUGUGCUCGGACUGCUACAGGUGGAGACGGGACAGGCGUAUUGAUGGAUCUCAAACUGAACAUCCUCCCAUGUGUUUCACCAGCAUCCCUCCAUUCUUUCUGCAGUGCCCACAUAUGGCCCAUCUGACUAGGAGUGAACAAGACCAAGAGAAGUUACAAAAUCAUGGGCAGUCUUCGAUUUUCUACCUAUAGCAGCGUGAAUACAAAAGCCAUUCCACAUAAAAAACAGACACUAUUGUGCUGCAUCUCCAUACUCAUCCCAGUCCUUUCUCUAUUUCACAACAAAGAGACCCUUUCAGGGCUUCAGAAAGAAGCCGAGGGAAAAUGAGCAUCAAUUGUCUGAGCCCAAAUCACUAAAGCUUUGCUCAUCGACAUCCAGUGUUAGCACACAUAGGCUCCAGCUGCAGCCACUUGCCCAUUCCAAACUGUUCGGACCAUGACGUUUACAGAAAAUGAUGGUAUUAUAAUUAUAUUUGUAUGAUAAAUGUGGUUGAUCCUAUUGCUGUUGCAUUUACUUAUUGUAAUUACUCUUUGUUUACAUGUUUCAUUUGAAUUUUUCUCACGUUUAGUUCCUGUUUCUGUUUUAACCACAAGGCCUUGCUUUGUAACAUUGCAUUUCUAAUGGAUUUACAUGACAGUGUGGCAGGUUGUUUGCAAAGCUACAAUGCAUACAAUUUGCUCAUUUAAAUAUUAAAGCUGACAUUCCACAAAACCUGGGCUGGUCAGUGAGGCAUCUGGGUUGGUGGAGGCUUGAUGUUGGGCAAAAGGGUAGUCUGUGACCUGCUCUCUGUGGGUGGAAAGUGUCUUAGGGUUUUUAGUGUUAUUUAUGGUUAUUUUGUCUUAAAAACCUACACUUUUUGUGAAAUAAUAUGACCAAAUGGCAAGUACUUUUUGCAAUGAACACAUACUAAUUCUUCUCUGUGGUCACUAUAAUUACCAUUAUAAUGAGCCCUUGUUGGCAACUGCCAAUUUUAACAUGUUAUGGCUUUUUGAUGUAUUUUCCCAUAUGCUUCUCUGCUCUUCAUGGAAAGUAUAGAUACAGUAUAUAUAUCGAUUUAUCCAAGAACUUAAAAACAAUCAGAUAUCAACCAAUGAAUGGCUGAAGGGUGAUUUGUGAAAUAAUGUUUCAGAAAUUAGGAAGAGGAUGUACUAAAUUGCUUUUUAAAAAAAAUUCAUAACAAAAUUGAUUGAUUUCUGUGGUCACUGUAAAACGAACUGAAGUGAAACUGUAGAAUGGGAAUCUGAUUUUUUUGCUGUUUGUAGAAAGAAGUGGACUUUUACUGGAAGUUAUGCCAUUUUAUAUAAGUAAAAAGUGUGAAGGUCUCUGAAUAAUUGUUUUGAAGAAAAAAAAAUUCUCCAUAAUAUUACAUUGAGAGAUAGAAUAUAUGACCACAUUUAUGGAUUCUGUGUUUACAUUUAAUAUUUGCCACCAUGGUUCCUUAUUCCACCUUUUAUCAGCUGUGUUUUUAACUUCAGAGACUGUGGCUAAGAUGAACUGAAUCUAAACUGUGCUCCAGUGUCACUAUAUGUGCCAUAAAAUGCCAUAUAUUCAGGAAAAUAAAAGAAAUAUGAGCACGUGACCAUGUGCCAACUUAAGAAUGAGGACAUUUCCAUUUUAUCACUUAAAAUAUUUUGUAGAAAAAAAAAAAUGUGAAAAAAAAUUAAUGUGUUGCACUCAUUUCUGCUGCAAGCAUUAAUCUACCUUUGGGAUAUUUGAAGCACUAUCCGACGGGGCGAUACACCUUUCCCAAAUAUCUUCAAACCUCAGUUGAUCUUUAUUCUUUCACUGUUUACCUUUUUUUUUGCGCAUAUGUAAUUUUCUUUGAUAUAUUUCCGUUCAGCAUGUGUGUAUAUUAUCAUGGCAUAAUUUAUUCAGCUGUAUGAAAUACUAGCGUAGUGGGAACUUGUAUUGGCAUUUACUACCUUCAGCCUGUUGGUGUUUUUACUGUAGCGCUGGCAUACUGUUAUGGAUUAAAGCUCAAAAAAGUAAACAAAAAA